CUUGAUAAAUAUUUGCUCAUAGCACGACUACAGAGUUCAUUUCUCUUAUUGACUACUUAAUAUAUUUGAUCUUACAUAACGUGUUUGAUCUUAACAUAAAAGAUAACGAUUGUCGAUGCAAACUUGAAUAAAAAUAUCAACGCGAAUCACUUCAUUUCAACCACAACAUGGCGUUGUCAAACACAGUAUGGAUCACUUUGGCGAUCGUUUGUGCCUCUUUGGUGGAAGGUUCUAUGGAUCGUAAGGACCGACAGGACCCAGAUUGGUGGAAGACCACAACGGUCUAUCAAAUCUAUCCAAGAUCUUUCAAAGACUCUGAUAAUGAUGGCACUGGUGACUUGAAAGGUAUUCAAUCCGAGUUGGAUUAUUUUGUGGAUCUUGGCAUCGAGACAGUUUGGUUGUCGCCUAUUUUCAAAAGUCCAAUGAAGGACUUUGGCUAUGAUGUGUCCGAUUUCAUCGACAUUGACCCGAUUUUUGGCACCUUGGAAGAUUUCAAGGAUUUAUUGGAAGCAGCACACUCUCGAGGGCUGAAAAUCGUAAUGGACUACGUUCCCAAUCAUUCCAGCGAUCAGCACGAAUGGUUUCAAAAGUCAUUGGAGAAGGAGGAUCCUUACACGGACUAUUAUGUGUGGGAAGAUGCGAUCGGUUUCGAUAACAACGGAGAUCCAAUUCCACCCAACAAUUGGUUAAGCUAUUUCCGAUAUUCCGCCUGGGAAUGGAACGAACAAAGACAACAGUUUUAUUUGCACCAGUUCGUGAAAGAGCAACCAGAUUUGAAUUACAGGAACCCAUUGGUGCUCAAAGAAAUGCAAGACGUCCUUACGUUUUGGAUGGAACUUGGUGUCGAUGGCUUUCGCAUGGAUGCUGUGGCUUACAUGUGGGAAGAUGAGCAAUUGUUGGACGAGCCUUUGAGUGGAGAUCCAAGUGCAUUGGAUGAGUUUGACUACUUCUACUUGGAUCAUAUCUAUACCAACAAUCUGGCUGAGACGCGAGACAUCAUUCUCGCAGCGUUUGAUCAGACCAUUAAAGAAUUUGGAGCUCAAGAUGGAUAUCCCAGGGUGAACAUGCUGGAGGUAUAUCUGGACAUUCAAGAUCACCUUCAGUAUUAUGAGUGUAGUGACUUCCCAUUUAACUUCUACCUGAUCUCAAAUACGGCCCAACCGCCCUCUGCCGUCAUGAUGUUUGAUGCCAUCAAUUACCUCCUCGAUAAUAUCGAAGAAGAUCAAGUUCCUAACUGGGUGCUGGGUAAUCAUGACAACUGGCGAGUCGGAUAUCGAUUGGGACCUAAGGUGGUGGAUACAAUGAAUAUGAUCCUUUUAACUCUGCCUGGAGUAUCUGUGUCUUACUAUGGAGAGGAGAUUGGCAUGACCAACAACAUGAACAUCACCUUUGAGCAAACCGUGGAUCCAUCAGGAUGCAAUUGUGGUCCACAAGAUUACAAUGAAGAGGUGUGUUCCAGGGACCCAGAACGAACACCAAUGCAAUGGAACAAUGGACCAAAUGCUGGUUUCAACGAAGGAGGUCCUACAUGGCUCCCUUUGAAUGAUAACUAUGUCAGUGUCAACGUAGAAAACCAACGAGAUGACCCUUACAGCCAUUUCUCCAUAUACAAGAAGAUGAUUGCCUUGAGGCAAGAAACCGCUCUUAGAUUUGGUUCAACCGUGACCAAAACCAUUGGAAAUGUUUUGGUCGUCGGACGAAUUUCAGAAACACCAGAAACCGUUCCCACAUUUGUUCUCGUGGCAAAUUUUGCCGAGACCUCAGCCACCGUUGACCUAUCGGAAAUGUUUUCCACACCUCAAUCUGAUACUGGAGUAGUCGUGGUUGCUACAGAUCUGCAAUCCGAUAACAGUGAAGGAUCCAUUGUUAGUCUCCAAAGUAUCACGCUUUCGCCAAUGGAAUCUUUUGUGUUCCAGUUGUAAGCAAUAAUGAGUGACUGACAAAUACGAAAUAAAUACUAGUAAGUGUUCAA
Tigriopus californicus is the source of this 1972-nucleotide messenger RNA. Its product is annotated as maltase 1-like. The coding region runs from base 168 to 1922 and encodes 584 amino acids. Lineage: Eukaryota; Metazoa; Arthropoda; Copepoda; Harpacticoida; Harpacticidae. The transcript has 7 exons. Gene Ontology annotation, biological process: carbohydrate metabolic process. The record is from RefSeq and is a predicted model, not a curated record.